This is a messenger RNA of Neurospora crassa OR74A, 1576 nucleotides long. RefSeq lists its product as hypothetical. The transcript is spliced from 3 exons. The record is from RefSeq and is a predicted model, not a curated record. Bases 562 to 864 code for a protein of 100 amino acids. NCBI's taxonomy places the organism in Eukaryota, Fungi, Ascomycota, Sordariomycetes, Sordariales, Sordariaceae.
GUUUGCCACUACAGUUCCUUCCGUUGCAGGCUGCAGAGUCGGGCCAGGUGGAAGGCGCAUUCCGGAACGCACAGUCACUUCCAUGUUGAGACCUACUGCAAACUUAUUUUAGAUGACGGCAGUCAGGAACGUCCGAUUAGGUAGACGAUGCAGUGGCAUUCACCGCCCUUUUCCCUGAAUGCUGCGCUGCGUUUGGCCUUCUACCCACCACCUCGCGCAAUAAUUCUCUUCCCAAACCUUUUACCCCCUAGGUAUACCAAUUUCAUGAUCUCUCGGGGUUACACGAGCAAGCAUUCACCAUUGUUGAUGUUCGUGUAAUGAAUGUCUCAAGCCCUUGCCCAGAAAAGAUUCCCUCGCCAUCGCAUUGGAACAUCCCAGGUCUGUCCUGCCACCUCUCCUCAACGGGAACAGAGGACGAUCCUUUAUCGACCGAUGCUUCUCACCCCCAGCGCUGUGCUCGACAUCUCCGAAUUCACGAAUCAACGUGUGGGACCUGACUUUGUACAAGAGGUUCACCUCAGCUACGGUCCAUUACCGAUGAUUUGAAAGCGAUUAUUCAUUAUGUGUGUGCAGGAGAUUUCUCCACCAUACCGUUCUCGUGGACAGUCUCGUGUCGAAUGUCGCCAGUGGGCCGGCCUGGCCUGGCCGCCGAGUAUCAACACAGCGCAUAUCAAGGCACCAUCCCAAAAUCGUCACCUCCCGUCUGCUGGUGCAGCGGCUCUACCUGCCGGCCUACGAUGCCGCAUUGAAACUGUCGAGUUAUCUCGGUCCACCUCGUAUUGGAUGAAGAUUGUUCGGAAAGCUCCCCCGCUCUGUCCACUCAUGCCCAGGACUGCCUCUAUGCAAGAUCCGGGGAGACAAUAACCUUGCCUAAAAGGCCCAUACUCUUUGACUCAGCGGAUUUUGGUCCACCACUACCAACAGAAGCGUCUCGUCGGUUCUUGGCCUUGGGGAACCAACAACACAGUCUUGAUACUCCCUGGCCGGGAUUCAGAGACAAACGUAUUCAAUGACAGCAGGACAGUCCAGCCCUGGUUUGUUUGUUUGUUAUUUCAGUACAGAAAAGCCAAAGUUUUACUGAUUAUGAAGACUAACAGAUUUUGGCUUUCUCUCAAGCGUUUCACCUGGUCUUAAAAGCCUAUCUUUUUGUCUUGAAGGCCUGGAAAGAGAUAGAGAGAGAGAGAGAGAGGCAUUAGGGGAUUGAUACCCAUCACAGGUUUCUGUGGCCUCACAAACCCUUGUAAUUGUCCUAUAUCGUCUCUGUGGGGGACAGUUUCUGUCUCUUGAAAGGGAAACAAGCGCUCCGACUUCACUGUUCGACCCAUGAUCCAAGUACCAAACCAGGAAAGCCCUCGCUGACGGAUGCCUGGAUGAUGAUACCUCGUGCCUCGUCCUCUUCCAAGUCUUGCAAGAUCACAAUCAAUGUUGGUUGUCUUCCAUAGCGGAAAAAUGCGUCCGGAGACAUCCAAUGUUUAGGCGGUACCGCCUCGACUUCCAAUGUUGAAAGCCCUAUAGUAUAGUGGGUAAGUGCUAUGAAAAGAUUUUAGGAGAAAAAAAAAGGAAAACAAAAAAAAAA